UUAAAAAUGGGAGGCUUCAUAAAUAAUUUUUCAAAAAACUGAGAAUUAUUAAACUAAUUUAAAAAAAAAAAACAAAUAAUUUUAAGAAAUACGAAGUCGCAGAAAAUUAAAUAAAGUUUCCACUAAACUGUUUAUUAAAAUAAAAUUAAAUAAGAGAAGCUUAGUAAAGCAUAAAAGGUCAAAGAUUCAGCGCAGGAAGUGAGUAGAAAUUUAGAAUUUAAGUUAUAAAACAAGAUGCCACGGCAUAGUGGCCUAACUGACUUUGAUAAUGUAAAUCGAAUAAGAGCCAACAACAUCUACAGUUGCAAUAAUAGUGGCGGCUGUUCAUAUCCAGAUGAAGUCAUAAUGAGUUCCGGUGUUUCUUUUAGCGUUCGGUAUAUUGGAUGUGUAGAAGUUAAAACUUCGAUGAAAACUUUGGAUUUUGGAACAAGGUCUCAAGUUGCAAGAGAAUGUAUUAAUCGAGUCUGUGAAACAGCUGGCCUUAAAACUCAAAAGAAAAGACGUCUUGAUAAGGAUAUAUUGCAGUAUAUAUCGGAGCAUCCGUGUAUGGAAAAUGCAGGAACAAAUGUUAUAAUAAAUGUUUCAAGUAGGGCUUUAAAUUUGGUAAACAGUGAAUCUGGUGAAAUGGUUGCAAAUCAUGAUAUGCCCAAAAUAUCCUUUGCUUCCGGUGGAGACUCUGAUACUGCAGACUUUUUAGCCUAUGUUGCAAAAAAUGAUGAUGGUUGGAGAGCAUGCUAUGUUCUAGAAUGUGGCGGUGAUCAAACACAAGACUUAAUAUUGACCAUUGGGAAAGCAUUUAUGUUAAGAUUCAAUGCUAUUAAUAAAUUGCAUCCUUGCGUUGAUAAUUUUAACAUUGAAAAAGAUAAUGAAAAAGAUUAUUACAACGAUCUUCCUGGAAAAUUACCACCGGAACUGUGUGAUAAUGAUUUACCUCAGCAAAUGGCAACAAAAUUAAAUAUAAAAAAGCCAAGAGAGAGACUCAGCAGUAAUUUAAUUGAUUUGAAUAGCCCUCCCCCAGAUUUUGAGAUGAAAAAGUGUGAUUUAAAUUUGGAUGCCAAUAGUAACACUGCAAAUAAUCAACAGCAGACCAGAAUUAGAGAUGUUUUUGAUAUACAACCAUUUUUAUUGUCAGCGGAAGCACAAAAAGCUCAACUUCUAACAGAAUCAUGGUUCCAUUUUGCAAUUGGUCGUCCAGAAGCUGAAUCUCUUUUAAAAAAUGAUGGUGAUUUUCUUGUACGAGAGUCUCAGGGUAAACCAGGGCAAUAUGUAUUAACAGGACUCGAAGGAAACAAUCCUAAACAUUUACUUUUGAUUGAUCCAGAUGGAGUUGUACAAACAAAGGAUCGUGUUUUUGAUAGUAUUAGCCAUCUAAUAAACUAUCAUUGGACGAAUUCAUUACCUAUUAUAUCAGAAAAAACUGAAUUGGUCUUAAGAAAUCCUGUGAUUCGAACUUCAAUAAAAACACAACAGCAGCAACAAUCUAUUAUUGUUUCACACCAGGAGCAGUUGAAAUGAAAAUUAAAGAAAAAGGAAAUUUGUCGAUACAGGUAUUAGCAAUGAGAAUAAUAUUGAGAUUUCAAACAGAUUGUGUAAAAUUGUUAAAAAAAAAAAUCAGUGAAACUUAACAUACCUAAUUCUAAAAAGAAAAACAAAGAGGAAUACUAAAUAAAACUUAAUAAUACUUAUAAAUUUUAAGUAACUAGGUUUGAAUUUAGAGUUUUCAAAAAUUAAAAAAACUUAAAACUUAUAAAAUUUAAAGAAAAAUUAAAUGCACAGGUUUGCAAACAAAUUGAGAAAAUAAAACAAAAAAAAAAUAAAUAAAUUUAUGUAGAAGCACACAGGGAUCAUGACAGACUAUUAUAUUUGGUAGAAAGCUUUUUUAAUUUCUUUGAAAAUGUAAAAGUGAGUAGGUUCAAAAAAAAAAAAAAAAACUAUGAAAUCGAAACAUGUAUACUUCGAAAUUUUUUAGAAAAAAUUUUAAUGUUCAUGAUUAUCUUUUUUUUUUUUUUAGAGAAACAUUUUUUGUUGUAAUGUGUUCACUCUAUCUUAUGGUAUUUUUACUUUUUUAUUUUCAAUUUCCUAAUCUUUUUAACUCAAACUUUUCUAAAAUUAAUCGUUAAGGUAUUUUUUUUAUAAUGAAAUAUGUAUAUUAAUAUAAAUUUUGUAAGAUUUUUUACAAUUUUCUAAAUUUAAAUAAUUUUUGAAAUGCAUUUAUUUUCAUAUUUCACUAUUUUUCUAAAAGUAUUAUUCUCUUCUUAGCUCUCUAAUAUACAUAAUAUCAUUAAAUUUGUAUAGUAUUAUUCCUAAAGUGGCCAGAAUAAUUUAAUUGUGACAUCGUUAUCAUAUUAUAUAAAUUAUAAAUUGUAAGACAUUUAAAGCAUUUAAGAAAAAAAAAAAUUCCAUUUUUUAUCAACCGUUUUCGUAAUACUAUACAAAAUACGAAUAUA
Molecule: messenger RNA, 2447 nt
Organism: Condylostylus longicornis
Lineage: Eukaryota; Metazoa; Arthropoda; Insecta; Diptera; Dolichopodidae
Gene: Shc
Product: SHC-transforming protein 3
Exons: 6
Coding region: 235-1515 (426 amino acids)
Biological process (GO): cell surface receptor protein tyrosine kinase signaling pathway; intracellular signal transduction
Cellular component (GO): plasma membrane
Molecular function (GO): receptor tyrosine kinase binding
Source: RefSeq, a predicted model, not a curated record